AUGGGUCACGCCGCAGGUCUCAGAGCUGGUACCAGAUACGCCUUCUCGCGCGACUUCAAGAAGAAGGGUUACAUUGCCCUCUCGACCUACCUCAAGCAGUACAAGGUCGGAGACAUUGUCGAUGUCGUCGCCAACGGUGCCGUCCAGAAGGGUAUGCCCUACAAGGUCUACCACGGCAAGACCGGUGUCGUCUACAACGUGACCAAGUCCGCCGUCGGUGUCAUCCUCUACCGCCAGGUCGGCAACCGUUACAUUGAGAAGCGCAUCAACGUCCGCAUCGAGCACGUCCGCCACUCCCGCUCGCGUGAGGAGUUCUUGACCCGUGUCAAGACCAACGCCGCAAAGAAGCGCCAGGCCAAGGCUGACGGUAACCCCGUCUUCCUCAAGCGUCAACCCGCCAUGCCCCGCGAGGCCCGCACCGUUUCCAUCAAGGAGACCAAGCCCGAGACUCUUGCUCCUAUCGCCUACGACACUGCCAUCUAA
Messenger RNA from Aureobasidium melanogenum CBS 110374, 483 nucleotides. RefSeq lists its product as uncharacterized. Gene Ontology annotation, cellular component: cytosolic large ribosomal subunit; ribosome. The record is from RefSeq and is a predicted model, not a curated record. Bases 1 to 483 code for a protein of 160 amino acids. Gene Ontology annotation, molecular function: structural constituent of ribosome. Lineage: Eukaryota; Fungi; Ascomycota; Dothideomycetes; Dothideales; Saccotheciaceae. Gene Ontology annotation, biological process: translation. The transcript is spliced from 4 exons.